Molecule: messenger RNA, 1565 nt
Organism: Dicrocoelium dendriticum
Lineage: Eukaryota; Metazoa; Platyhelminthes; Trematoda; Plagiorchiida; Dicrocoeliidae
Source: the annotation of a GenBank genome assembly
UACGGAUUCCACAAAUAUUUCAGUCCGGUUCGACUUGCCUCUUUUGAUCCGUACACCUGAAUGCAACGGAUCCAGUCGUUGUCCAUUUUUCGUUUAGCGUAAGUUUGCCAUAUGGCAUGACGGUCUGGUGUGUUGAACUUCUCGGGAACUUGUCUACCACAAUGUGCGCCAUCGGAUGCUCAGAGUUCAAUGGUUUGGUAUCAUCAGGGUCCUCCAACUUUAGCCGAAGCGCGAAUGUGGCUGGCUGAAUUCUCAUUGAACCGCGCGAAAAUACGUUUAGAGAACACAAGGAAGCUCUAUGAAAGUAUGCCUGCCGCCCUUCGGAAAGCGAGGCUUCAAGAGCAUCAUAAAACUCUGCGAAAUACCACGUUGCUUUGUAGCCAAGUGGGCGACGUGCGUCCUCUGAGUAUGUGUCGGUUCUCCCCGAAUGGAACGCAAUUGGCCACUUCUUCCUGGAGCGGAUUAUGUCGUCUCUGGAGCCUUCCUGACUGUAACAUGCUUCUUAAUUUGCGUGGGCACACUGCACCUGUGUGUAGCAUUGUAUGGCAUCCUCAAGCCGGCCUCCAGCAAGAACAACAGUUGGCUUUGGCCAGUUCAGCUCAGGAUGGUAGUGUGAAACUGUGGAGUUUGGACAGCGAAGAGCCACUAGCGGACAUUGAGGGUCACGCACCUCAUCGAGUGUCUCGUUUGGCUUUUCACCCCUCUGGCCGUUUUCUCGGUACUGCAUGCUUCGACAGUUCUUGGCGUUUGUGGGACUUGGAAGUUUGCGAGGAAAUACUCCAUCAAGAAGGACAUUCGAAAGCGGUGUACGACGUGGUGUUCCAUCCUGACGGAUCUCUUGCCUUGACCACCAGUCUCGACAGCUAUGCUCGAGUUUGGGACUUACGCACUGGACGGUGCGUCAUGUUCCUCGAGGGACAUUUGGAAGAGUUGCUCGGAGCGGAUAUCGCGGACAAUGGUUAUCACGCGGCUACUGGCAGCGCAGAUAAUACGGUGCGUAUUUGGGAUCUGCGGCAGCAGCAGGCAAUGUAUGUGCUUCCCGCGCACAACAGCGUCGUCUCCAGCGUCCGCUUUGAACCUCGGGACUGCAGAUACAUCGUCACGAGUUCUUUCGACGGUACUGGAAAACUUUGGGGUCAUCCGGUUUGGGCCCCAAUUAAAACUCUGGAAGGUCACAACAGCAAAGUUUCAUAUGCCGACAUAUCUCCCAAUGCUAAGCACAUCUGUUCUUGUUCACACGACCUAACUUACAAACUGUGGGGUGUGGAAUCUCACCAAUGAGAUUAUCACCUCCCUUAUUUUUCAUCCCAGUUUGGGUACUUGUUACCUGUACAGCUGCCUUUCUUGCUAUUAAAAUGUGAAUAUCUAACUGCAUCUCUUUUCGGUUUAAGUUAGCUAAUUAUCCUUACAUGAAACAUCUGCUUUUUGCAAUAGCUUCGCAUUGAGUUCCUUGGAUGGCAACUUCAAUUUUCGAUACUUGUCACCCGAUUAUUGUACUAGAAAAACGAGUGUAAAUACUCACGCUGUAAUUUUGAUGGUUUCAGCGCCUUGAAAUGUCAACAACA